This is a messenger RNA of Brassica napus (rape), 2274 nucleotides long. RefSeq lists its product as uncharacterized. The coding region runs from base 498 to 2114 and encodes 538 amino acids. Gene Ontology annotation, molecular function: single-stranded telomeric DNA binding; damaged DNA binding. Gene Ontology annotation, cellular component: nucleus; DNA replication factor A complex. The transcript has 9 exons. Lineage: Eukaryota; Viridiplantae; Streptophyta; Magnoliopsida; Brassicales; Brassicaceae. Gene Ontology annotation, biological process: nucleotide-excision repair; double-strand break repair via homologous recombination; telomere maintenance via telomerase. The record is from RefSeq and is a predicted model, not a curated record.
UCAAAACUAUACUAAAAGCCAGAUAUAAAGCCCUCUGAGAGGGUCCACGUCGGACUGGAAAUUCGUCCAGUAAUAAUGCAGCAAAUAGCCACGUCAUCGGCGAGUUAAGUUGGUUUGGGCUGUUGAUGUUUUCGGCCUGUUUUAUUUGGAUGUUCUGAGCCCACUCUCUGCUGGCCCGUGUCUUAAGUGUUGUUAUCGUAACCCUAAUACGUUCUCCAAUCUUCCAUCUCUCUUUCUGACUUUCAUCUCUUCCAUCUCUCUUUUCUCCAAAUCUGUAAUCUUCCAUCUCUCUUUUCGACUUCCAUCUCUUCCAUCUCUCUCUCUCCUCCAAAUCCGUUUUACUGAGUAAUAACGCCAGUAACUCCUCUAAUCAAAUCUUGGCUAAGCUCAUUCAAUGGAUCCUUUCGCAUUCCUCUCCAUUUUCCUAUUUAUAAAUCUGUUUUCUCAUCUUAUGUUUUCUAUCAAGAUUGAUAACUUUCUCUCUAACAUUCAUCACGAUGGACCACACCGGAAAAUCUCCGAUCUCAACCGACCGCAAGACCAGCGAGAAGACCGUCGACUCCUCCGCGUCUGUGAAACCAAACGGGAAGUCCAUUGCUACCUCCGCGACUGUGAUGAAACCUACCGAGAAGGCUGCUGUUUCGUCUGCCAAUCCGAUGAACCCAGAUGUUGCUACUGCUCUCUCCCCCGCGCAUGCCGACCAAGUGAUGUUGUUCAGAGAUGUUUCACACGGCCCACGCGAAGCUGACUUGAGGUUUCGUUUGAUUCACUUCUGGGAAGCUCGCAAUCCAAACACGAAAAUCCUGAUUGGACAAGAGAUGCUCCUUAUCGACGAAGAGGGAACCGUGAUUCAGGGUUUUAUCCCAGCCGGACGUGUUGGGAUAUUUGAUCUGGUAGCUGGUUCUGUGUAUAACCUGAGCAACUUUUUUGGAUCCAGGAGCAAAGAGCAAUAUCGGGUUGCUGAUCAUGUCGCCACCGUAUCAUUUUCUUGGAACUCUUCUUUGUCAGUGCUUGAGAACCCUCCGGUUUUGAUUCCAGACGAUAGGUUCAGGUUCCACAGCUAUGAGGAGUUUAGGGCCAAUUGUGACUCCAGGGGUGAUCUUUAUGAUUACGUUGGCCACAUGAAGCUGGUGAAUGGGCAGACUAUCACGGACCAUAUGAUUCUUGACGAAGUUGAUAUAGCAGAGAAGCGGCAUUUAUGUGUUCAUGUUCAGACACAUGACGGACCGGUGAUGAAGCUUUAUUUGUGGGACAAGGCUGCUGCCGAUUUCUGCCAGAAAUUCAAGUCGUAUGGAAACACCCCAAGCGUUCUUUUGGUCACCACUGUGAACCCUAAACACCUUGGAGGCACCCUUGCUCUCACUUCUAUGUCGUCAUCUCGGGUGUUUAUGGAUGCCGAUGUUCAGCCUACUAAAGAUUAUCUUGCAUGGUUGAAUUCCAACUCUGAUAUUGCUAAUAGGGUUGUAGCUGAGGUAGUCACUAAGCCUGAGCCAGUUACUCUUGAAGAGCUAUUCUCUUACAUCAGGCAAGACUCUUCUAAGGUUGCUUGGUUUGAGUGCAUGGCGACUAUAGAUGAUGUUGUCCAGGGUUUUGCAUGGUAUUACAUUUCCUGCGGUGGAUGUAAUAGCAAGGCAGUCAAAGGGCAUACUUCUUUGAUUUGCAACAACAAGAAGUGUGUGAAGACUGAAUUCACAGGCGUACCUCAGUACCUCACGAGGAUAUCUGUGUAUGAUAAGACUGAGCAAGCAGUUUUUGUCAUUCUUGGUGAUGCUGGCAAGGAGCUGACUGGUAAACAUGCAGCAGAGUUGGUUGCUAAUUACUUUGAGGCUAAUGAUGGAGUAGGAGCUGAUCACCGCGUGCCUGUUCCGCAAGCUCUACUUGAUACAAUAGGGCAGACACGCAAGUUUAUUGUGAAGGUCUCGGAUCAUAAUCUGACUGGCAAGACUCAGACCAUAACCGUCACCAAGAUACUCCCACCAGACGCCCCACUGCGGUCGACUGUAGGUGUUGGGUCUGGUUCUUCAGGAAGCUCUGGAGAUACUGCAGCUGAUAAGAACAGAAAAGCCGUUGAGAUCCUUGAGGCAGAUGAAGCAAAACGUCCCAAGAGUGGCUAAUUGGUUUUCUACUUAUCUUCUUAUGCAGUGAUUGCUUUGUUGCUGCAUUCCAAGACGUUUUUUUAUGUUUCUCUUUUGGCUUUGUGUUUUUUUCCUUUCGGACUUCUGGCUUUUGACUUUUAUGUUUAAGUUUUUUAAUACAAUUUCGUUAUAUGGUUUC